AUGGCUCCUCCCCCUCUAGCUCGUGGGAUGGCAGUGAUGGCUCCUACCCCCUCUGGAUCUCCGGACGGCAACAAUAGCUCCUCCCCCUCUGGCUCGUGGGACAGCAGCGGUGGUUCCUCCCCCUCAGGUUCUCGGGACGGCAAAGAGGGGAUGUUUCCCACACCCUUGUAUGCCCACACUGGGCGCGGUGCAUUUGCCAAGGUGUACAACCCGGCCGAGGACACCUUCCUCCUGAUGGAUGCCUUGGAGCAAGAUUUGAAACUGAAUUGUCUCUGUCUCAUGCCAAGCUGUACAGAUAUCAACCCCUUAGCUGCUGCCUGCACUACAGAGACCGCACGCUGCAAUGACGUCAGUGUUCAGCCAGUAAUCACCGAUUUGGUCAGUGCACUGCUGCCCAGGCUUCUAGAGAAAGUAAAACCCCCCUACGUUGUGACUCCAUCUGAGGAGGUAGGAAGCUGUGGUAUCCAGGCCUCAUGGGCAGGUUGGAGGCGGGGCAGAGAGGUGAUGGACAGGCUGUUUCCAGUGGUUCCCCAGCUCCUGUCCAAUCAGGGGCAUUUCUAUCUGGUUACCGUGCAAGAGAAUAACCCAGUACUUUAA
Molecule: messenger RNA, 597 nt
Organism: Polyodon spathula (Mississippi paddlefish)
Lineage: Eukaryota; Metazoa; Chordata; Actinopteri; Acipenseriformes; Polyodontidae
Gene: hemk2
Product: N-6 adenine-specific DNA methyltransferase 1
Cellular component (GO): eRF1 methyltransferase complex
Molecular function (GO): protein methyltransferase activity; S-adenosylmethionine-dependent methyltransferase activity
Source: RefSeq, a predicted model, not a curated record